CCCGACCUCACGCCCGCCGAGCGCCGCCUCAUCGAGGAAAUCGUGCGCGUCGACCAUGCCGGCGAACUCGGCGCGAACUGGAUCUACCGCGGCCAGAAGUGGGCGUGCCAGAUCCGGGGUGACCGCGCGACCGCCGCGCAAGUGGAGGGAAUGUGGGACAACGAGCGCCACCACCUCAACGUCCUGACGCGUGUGGCGGACCAGCACCGCGUGCGCCCCACCGCGCUGUAUCCCGUCUGGCAGGGGCUCGCGUGGGGCCUCGGCGCGGCGACGGCGCUCAUGGGCAAAGAGGCCGCGAUGGCGUGCACCGAGGCGGUCGAGACGGUGAUUGGGGAGCACUAUGAUGACCAGUUGCGCGCGCUCCGCCCCCUCCUGCAGAAGCCCGGCGCACACCCCUCCCUCCCCCUCCUCGCGAAGGUGCUCGAGGAGUUCCGGGACGACGAGCUCGAGCACCUCGACACGGCGGUGGAGGAGGGCGCCCUCAAGGCGCCGGGGCACAGCCUGCUGAGCGCGGUAGUUGGUGCCGCGUGCCGCGUCGGCAUCGCGGUUGCGGAGAAGGUCUAG
Messenger RNA from Cutaneotrichosporon oleaginosum, 564 nucleotides. RefSeq lists its product as uncharacterized. Gene Ontology annotation, molecular function: 3-demethoxyubiquinol 3-hydroxylase activity. NCBI's taxonomy places the organism in Eukaryota, Fungi, Basidiomycota, Tremellomycetes, Trichosporonales, Trichosporonaceae. Gene Ontology annotation, cellular component: mitochondrial inner membrane. Gene Ontology annotation, biological process: ubiquinone biosynthetic process. The record is from RefSeq and is a predicted model, not a curated record.